GGUUUCCGCAGAUCAUGUGAUAGCCUAAGAUGGCGGUGCCCAGCGAGGCGGAGGAAUAUGCUGUAGUUUACCUUGUAGUGAGCGGUAUCCCCUCUGGCUUGCGCUCAGCCCAGUUACGGAGCUACUUCAGCCAGUUCCGGGAACAUAGAGGCGGUGGCUUCCUCUGUUUCCACUACCGUCAUCGCCCAGAACGAACCCCUUCCCAGGCCGUUCCUGACUCCGGCGCAACUAAUAUCGACCCUGCCGCAGACCGCCAACUUCUCGCCCAGACUUUGGCCGCAGAUGCCCGGGCUCUCCCCACUAGAGACUCUGCUUCCAUCCAGACUCAUACCUGCUGCUGCGUCAUCUCAAUACGGGGGUUGUCUCAAGCCCAGAGGUUUCUUCGUAUGUACUCGGGCCGCCGGUGGCUGGAUUCUCAGGGGACUUGGCUGCCGGGUCGAUGUCUCAUCCGCAGACUUCGACUACCUACUGAGGCAUCAGGUUUGGGUUCCUUUCCCUUUAAAACCCGAAAGGAGCUGCAGAGUCGAAAGGCAGAGAAUGAAGCCUUCUCCUUGACUGACCUGAGGCAACUGCCAGAACUGAACCCACCAGUGCUGAUGCCCAAUGGGAAUGUGGGGACACCCUUGCGGGUCUUUCUAGAUUUGAUUCGGGCUUGCCGUCUACCACCUCGGAUCAUCACACAGCUGCAACUCCAGUUCCCUAAGACAGGUUCUUCUCGGCGCUAUGGCAACGUGCCCUUCAAGUACGAGGACUCAGAGACUGUAGAGCAAGAAGAGUUGGUGUACACAACUGAGGGUGAGGAAAUACCCCAGGCAACCUACCUGGCAGAUAUACCAGCCAGCCCCUGUGGAGAGCCUGAGGAAGAAGCGGGAAAGGAGGAGGAAGAAGAGUCUCACUCAGAUGAUGACGAUGACCGGGGUGAGGAGUGGGAGCGGCAUGAAGCACUGCAUGAGGAUGUGACGAGGCAGGAGCGGACUACCGAGCGGCUCUUUGAGGAGGAGAUCGAGCUCAAGUGGGAGAAGGGUGGCUCUGGCCUGGUGUUCUACACUGACGCCCAGUUCUGGCAGGAGGAAGAAGGAGACUUUGACGAACAGACAGCUGAUGACUGGGAUGUGGACAUGAGUGUGUACUACGACAGAGAUGGUGGAGACAAAGAUGCCCGAGACUCUGUCCAAAUGCGUCUGGAACAACGACUCCGAGGUGGCCAGGAAGAUGUUUCUGUCAUCAGAUGCCAAGUGGGCACCUUUGAGCGUCACACCAAGGGCAUUGGACGGAAGGUGAUGGAGCGUCAGGGCUGGGCUGAAGGCCAGGGCCUGGGCAGCAGAUGCUCAGGGGUGCCUGAGGCCCUGGAUGGUGAUGGCCAGCACCCUAGAUGCAAGCGUGGAUUGGGGUACCAUGGAGAGAAGCUGCAGCCAUUUGGGCAACUGAAGAGACCCCGUGGAAGUGGCUUGGGCCUCAUCUCCACCAUCUAUGAUGAGCCUCUACCCCAGGACCAGGGGGAGUCACUGCUCCGCCGCCAGCCACCCACUAGCAUGAAGUUUCGGACAGAUAUGGCCUUUGUGAGGAGUUCCAGUUGUGCCUCGGACAGCCCCUAAGGAGCCUGAAUGACUGGAUUGGGGGCCUCCAUGGUCAGAAUUACUGGGGGCUGCAGGAAAACUCUCUUCCUGGGCCUUACCUACACCAAAGCCUGGGAUCAGCUGUCUUCAGAGUGCUUUGCUCUGAGCUUCCCUACAGAUUCUCUACCUCAAGGGCAUUUUUACAAAAUCGUUGGAUAUUAGCACUUAAUGGUCUCUCUUCAUUGGCCUCCUAACCCUAGCCCCUACUGCCUACCACAGCACCUUGAAAAACUUGGACUGGGUGAGCUUAUCAGCACAGUCUUCCUUGGGGAGUCUGAAGGGGGUUACCAUGAGGGCCAGAAAGGGGAGCAAGGGGCAAGAGGAGAGCAUUUGUGGUGCUCAGAGGAAAACAGGGUCUUGGGGCGGGCCCCUCACCCUCACCAGUGGAGACCGAGAAUCACAGAGUCCGCAGAGGUGGCCCGGGUCUGCCACGUAAGAGAAGAAUAAAGAAGUUUACUACUGGAUUUCCCUU
This is a messenger RNA of Nycticebus coucang (slow loris), 2088 nucleotides long. RefSeq names its product G-patch domain containing 3 (gene GPATCH3). Lineage: Eukaryota; Metazoa; Chordata; Mammalia; Primates; Lorisidae. Gene Ontology annotation, molecular function: nucleic acid binding. Gene Ontology annotation, biological process: negative regulation of RIG-I signaling pathway; negative regulation of type I interferon production; positive regulation of DNA-templated transcription. The record is from RefSeq and is a predicted model, not a curated record. The transcript is spliced from 7 exons. Bases 30 to 1595 code for a protein of 521 amino acids.